Myxocyprinus asiaticus (Chinese sucker) is the source of this 5546-nucleotide messenger RNA. It is a transcript of the gene chst6, whose product is annotated as carbohydrate sulfotransferase 6. The record is from RefSeq and is a predicted model, not a curated record. Gene Ontology annotation, biological process: N-acetylglucosamine metabolic process; carbohydrate metabolic process; sulfur compound metabolic process. Gene Ontology annotation, cellular component: Golgi membrane. Gene Ontology annotation, molecular function: N-acetylglucosamine 6-O-sulfotransferase activity. Bases 97 to 1290 code for a protein of 397 amino acids. Lineage: Eukaryota; Metazoa; Chordata; Actinopteri; Cypriniformes; Catostomidae. The transcript is spliced from 2 exons.
GCAUUUCUUUCCAAGCAGCCGGUGAACAGAGAGUUUUCAAUAGAAAACCUCAAACACUUAACAGACACUAAACAGGAGGUGAAUAAAGUUUCCAGUAUGCUUCGCUGCAGAGUGCCAAAGCCGGCGAUAUUGAGCCUUAUCUUGAUUCAGGCUGUCACAGUGGUGCUUCUGUUCAGCUGGUACAGCCGCCCAGCUUCUCAAAACAUGUCUUCAUCUGAGGGUAAAGUUCACGUGCUGCUUCUCUCAUCCUGGAGGUCCGGUUCCUCCUUCUUGGGUCAGGUGUUUAAUCAGCAUCCGGAUGUGUUUUAUUUAAUGGAGCCAGGCUGGCAUGUGUGGACAUCCAUAAAGCAUGCCGGCGCACGCAGCUUACGAAUGGCAGUGCGUGAUACGAUACGCAGCGUCUUCCAGUGCGACUUGUCUGUGAUGGAUUCGUACAUCCCCCAACAACAAAACGUCUCCCAUCUCUUCAUGUGGAGUCACAGUCGCGCGCUCUGCUCUCCACCCGCGUGUAUGCUAACGCCCCAUGGCGAGAUUAGCAAAGAACCAGAGUGCAAGCUGCACUGCGACACGCAUGGUUUGAAGCUCGCAGAAGCGGCGUGUCAGACUCACAGCCACGUGGUGUUGAAAGAGGUGCGAUUCUUUGAGUUGGACUCUUUGUACCCGCUGCUGAGAGACCCAAGUCUGGAUCUGCGCAUUAUUCACCUAGUUCGCGACCCGCGAGCGGUGUUUCGUUCCCGCGAGCAGUCGGCCAAAGCCCUGGCCAGAGAUGCGGCCAUAGUUCUGGAACAAGCUGAUAUCCCGGAGAAAGACAGGCAAUACAACGUCUUGCAAGAGGUUUGCCGCAGUCAUGUACGUAUUUAUGAGACAGCCAUGCUUAAGCCGCCGGAUUUCUUGCGUGGUCGCUACAAAAUGGUCCGUUAUGAGGAUCUAGUGCGCAACGCGUUGACCGAGAUCGAAUCUAUGUACCAGUUUGUGGGUCUCGAAAUUACUGAAAACUUGCAGGAAUGGAUCUAUCGCAUCACCCAUGGUAAGGGCAAGGGUACGAAGAAGGACGCCUUCAAAAUCACAUCGCGAAAUGCAGAGGAUGUCUCCUUGGCUUGGCGAACCACUUUACCAUACGAGAAAGUCCAGCGCAUUCAAGAUGUAUGCAAAGGAGCCAUGUCUCUGCUCGGCUAUAAGACCGUGGAUAGUGAGAAAGAGCAGAAACUGUUGGAUUUGCAAUUGUUGACUCCGCGGGAACGCUACCAAUUCAGUUGGCUACCGCAGAAAAGCACUUCCGCUAAAAUAUAGAGUCGCCCGAGUGAUCAAUAACUGAGCCACCCAAUGAGUGGAGGUGCAGUCGCGUCCAUCAGUUUUGUUCUCCUUCAGCUUAUGCUAGUGUAAAAACGAAAUGAGGAACAAUAAAAUAUUUAUGGACAAUCCAACAUUCGUAGUGUCCUCAGUGCACAGGAAGCAGCUGUUGUUCUGUUCAACGGGAUGCCAGAGGAAUGAGGAGUUAAAAGAGAUGUGUUUCUCACACAAGGAGAACUUUUAACUACUGGAUGCAGUUUUUGAAGAAAUGAUGGUCCAAUAAUCAACUUCAACAUGUAUUUAUAGACAAUUAAACUAUUAUGGUGUUUAGUUUUUUAUUGUUGUUUACAGCAAGGAAAAUUGCAUUUCAAAAGAUACGUAUUGGUAAAGGGAUCUAUGGGACUGCUUGUUUCUCUCUCUUGUUUCACGAUAGACAUGUUUGCAUUUACCACUGCAGGACAUAAAUGUCAGUCAACAACUUCACACAAACUGUGACAGCAUAAUGAUAAAUGUCGCUAUCCUUGCAUAUAAAGCAGUUUAUUUGAAAGUAUGUUUAGAUUGUUGGUGUUAUUCUGUUUGAAGGAUAUUUUCUUGUUAAAUAGUUGCUGUGAUUUGUCACUGGACACUCCUGAGUUUAGGCAAACACUUGAGCUACAAGUUAAACUCAAUCGACAGCAUAUGUGGCAUAAUGUUGAUUACCAUAAAUAUUAAUUUAGACUCGUCCAUCCUUUUAUAUAAAAAAAAAAAAAAAAAACAGCAAAAAUCGAGGUUACAGUCUGGCGGUUUCAAAUGGAAGUGUGAAUUUGGACAGUUUUUGGAGGGUUUCUGGAAACAGGAGCUCACACUUGCCCAUGCGUUCAAAAACAUUUCCUGCUUCAGCCACUGGGGGCAGUCCUUCGAAUAUCUGUAAGCACUGAGUUUAGCUCAAGAAAGGUCAACCUACUGUACAACCUACUGAGAAAUGUGAAGCUUAUAAUUUUAUAAAAGCACUUGCAUUAAUUCUUCUGUUAAAACUUGUUUAUUAUUUGACCUGUAAAGUUGUUUAUAUUGAAAGUUAUUUUGGGGAUUACGGUGUUGCGUGGUCAACGGCAUAAUUUUUUCACCACAAUUUUGCUAAAUUGGAUUUAACUUUGCACAGAUAAGGUUAGUUAGUAAUAUUAUCACACUAAAAUCAUGUUAACACACAUUGUGUACAUCUUGUGUCUAUAUUUUUGAAACUGUGUGUAUUUUAAAGUUUACGGAUUGGCUCCAUUGAAUUCCAUUGUAAGUGCCUCACUGUUUGUUUUUUUGUUUUUGUUUUUUUAAAUAUAAAGUAGGGGCAAGUGAAAGUAGAAUUUUGUGGUGAUCAACAUUAUGCCACAAAUGCUGUUGAUUGAGCAUAACUUGUAUAGAACCCGGACUAUUCCUUUAACCCUAACCAUAAACAGUAUCUUCUGAACAAGGGAGCGUCUUAUUAAAACCAAUGAAGGAAACACAAAAUGACAAACAGCAGACUUCAUUUAACUCAUAAUGCCAUAAACAGCUUUAUUGUGGUAAAAGCAUAUUUUUAUCACUGCAUUAUUUCACCUUUAUAUGUUCUUGCAAAAUGUUUAAGAACAAAGAAAGUGCUCCAGGUAACAGUGGCAUAAUAAAAUCAAACAGAAACAAAUAUUUAACUACCUUUUAACUAGCUUUAAGGAGAUGUGAAUGCUUUUUACAAGUUGGAAUCUUGUAAUUACAGUAAUUCUGACAUGACCUGAACGCCCCCAAAAAUUUGAUUGUACGAGCCACAUUCGAAGCCGUAGAAUAGCUGAUAAAUACACACCUGUAACCAUUAUAUUAAUGUGCCAAGUUGUAACACAGUAUUAUAUUUGGCAACCGUAAACAGAACACCGAGACUAGUGAACUAUAUUACUUGGCAGAUUUUUUUUUUAAUUGCUAUUUAUUUAACAAUAUCGCAGUUAAAGCAAUAUGUUAUCAUGUCGCUGUUGUUUUAGAAAUGCAGUGAGAGGCAUUGCAUUACAGCCAUUUUGCAACAGUUAAAUUGCUUGAUGUCUUGCCUACCUAACCCCUCGAUGCUCGAAAUCAUUGUAAAGCAGUUGUAGUUUAUUGCUUUAAUGAACAUCAGUCUUUAUUAUUAUUAUUGUUUUGAUGACAGAUAAAUCUAUGAGAGGAAAAAACAUGUUCUAUUGAGACUUUUUCCAAUAGGGUUAUACAGUGCAAAAUAUACAUUUACCCUCAGUUCCAAACUGCUUUUAGUUACAUAGUAAACUUCUAAUGGUUUAGUCUUCAGAUUAUAUAAUUAUAAAUACAAAAAUAUAUCAUAAGAGAAAAUAUAAGGCAUAAGGUUUUCUUUCUGGCUGUAAUAUUUCAUUAUUGAAUAGAUAGAUGAGAACUUUUGCAUUCAGAGUGUAAGAUUCUUUCACUAUAGAUUUUAUUUCCCCUUACAGCCAAUCAAUUUUCACAAAAAUGUGCAAAUUCCACAUAUUUGCUUUAUCCAUAAUUUAAUCAAGCUAAAAUGAAAGUCGACUUCAACAGGAAUGCCCUGAAGUGUUAGAGAAAAUACAGUAACAAUGUAUGAUUGCGAUGACUUAAUGUUUUUUAAUUGUUGCACAUUUAUCCUGGUAAAGCAGUGUGUGAAGUCUGGCUAACAGGAGCAUAAGUGAUAAUUUAGCCACUGACUUCAUGAUUCACAUUUACAUAUUAGUACUACUUUGUUUUCCAUUUGCAUAAAGAACAAGGGCUUUUAUUAUUUUAUUUCUGUGAAUUAUUCUAUGUACACACAGGCUGAACCUAAUAUGAUCAGAUAAAAUGUAGUUUAGGUUUAUGUAAUGUUUACGGGGAUGGGGGUAUGCAGAAGCUGGUUUUGUAUGUAUGUUUUGUGUGUUUAUUUUUUAGGAUUGCUGAGGUAUUGCUAUUUUAUGAGGUUAUGUUUGAUUUGAAUCUUGAAUGGGAGCAGGUAUUGAAUUUCAUUACAUUUUGAAUCACAUUGAUUUUAUAUUUAACACAGUGUACAUAUGAGUUCAAGUGUGCAUGAAGAUGCCAUAAGAUUAAUAACCCAUUAAAACACUCAACGCAUGUUAAGAAAAUGUAGAUGUUUUUUACUCAUGAAAACAUAUGGGUAAUGUGUGUUCAGAACAGACAAUUUAUUCUGUAAUGAAAUACACAUAUAUAUGUAAGAUGAUAUAAAUGUAUGUUAAACGUAUAUGAAGGGCAGAAUCGACUGUGAUGUGAUUUUGAAUAGUGUCUGAACCCAUAGAAAAUCAUAUCCAUGGUACAAAUUUAGAGUGUCAUUAUUUAUGCUCGGAUGCAGUGAGUUGUCUCUUUAUAUUUUAUGAUGGUAAUUCUAAAUACACAUUCUUUUUGGUUGUUUGCACAUAUUCAGGAUAAAAUAUGACACCUUAGGAAUUUAUAUGUCUGAAUCUGCUUCUUUGAUCAAUGUAGAAUGUUUGGUGGAAUGAAAUACAAUUUUGAAUGUAUCUUCCCACUUUAAGUGCCCUAGUCUUUAAAUAUUGAUCAUUAAAACUCUUUCUGCUGUAACAGGUACAUACACACAAAAAAGCUGUGAUGUUUACUGUGUCCUUUUUAUUGCUGGAUCAUGAAGUUGACCACAGAAAGAAUGAUCCUAAUGGAAUAAUGUUUUCAAACAUGUUUCCCGAACACUCCCCUCGUCUGCCAAACACAUAGCCCCGUCCUGUACUCAUGCCAUUAGUUAAAUAAUUGUUGCUGUGUCAGGUCGGUUGGGAUGCUUAAAUAAACAGAGCAAUAUUUUCAGAGUUUAAACUCUUCAAGGAGUCAACCUUCCAAUGGCUAUUGUCUCUGUAUAUUCAGCUGGGAUACAAGAAAAUACUUAACACACACACACGCCACAUUAAAAUGUCCAUAAAUUCACAAGGAACACAGCAGGAUUUGAUUGAACUAUAAUUUAAUGAUGUUUAGAACCCUCCAAAAUUUAAGAAGACGUAGGCAUUUACCAAGAUCUUAAAAUGUAAGAUGGUCUUUUAUUUUACAAUUUUACAAACACUCGACACACAGGGGACACUGAUAUAUACAACUCAUACUGUGACAUAGCGUAAACAUCACAAUCAAUUUAGUUUAUUUUAUUUUUGGCAGAUGACAUUUGAAUUGAAAUUCAACUGAACUUUAGAUUGAACUGUUCAGGUGCAAUACAUUUCUUGAAAGGUCAUUUGUUUGUGCUACAUCAUGACAUUUCACAUUUCUCAAUAACUCUAACUGGCUUCUGUAGCCUGAUUCAAAACCUUAUUGUAAUUGUGUUA